Molecule: messenger RNA, 1728 nt
Organism: Saitoella complicata NRRL Y-17804
Lineage: Eukaryota; Fungi; Ascomycota; Saitoellomycetes; Saitoellales; Saitoellaceae
Product: GPI transamidase-like protein component Gpi16
Exons: 2
Coding region: 1-1728 (575 amino acids)
Biological process (GO): attachment of GPI anchor to protein
Cellular component (GO): GPI-anchor transamidase complex
Source: RefSeq, a predicted model, not a curated record
AUGGCAUUGGCACUCGUCCUCCUGCUCGGCCUGCUGCUCGCCCACGGAGCCACCGCGUUCUACGCCGAGCACCUCCAGCUCUCUCCGCUGCCCGCCAACUCCGUCCUCGCUUCCUUCUCCUUCCAGACGAAUGGAUCAAUCAGUUGCUCGCACUACGACCUCUUGCCACGACCACUCGCCCAGGUGUUGCAGCAUACACAGACGAAGGAGCUACACCUCUCCUUCCUCGCCGGCAGAUGGGACGAUCAAAAAUGGGGCGCACUCCCCGACUCUGGCCAUCGUACCGGCGGCAACGGCGUAGAACUCUGGGCAGUCCUCGAAGCCCCCGCCGAACGCCUCAGCGAAAAACGCUGGCUCGAACUCAACCAAGCCCUCAGCGGACUCUUCUGUGCGAGUUUAAACACACUCGACAUGAAACGCACCAUCCGCCCCAUCUUCAGCUUCCAACCUGAGGGUGCGUAUCGUGGUGUCAAUGAAUCAAGUCUACAUGUUUUUCACGGCGCGUUGCCGAGGGAGACGGUUUGUACCGAAAACUUGACACCCUUCCUCAAACUCCUCCCCUGCAAAGGCCGAGCCGGAAUCUCCGCCCUCCUCGACGGACGCAGAAUCUUCGACGCGCAGUUCCAAUCGAUGUCCAUAACAGUCCUGCCCACCACCGAGGCUGGUGGGGUGUCGGUGACGCAGCAAAUCGACGUCGUGAUCGACGUAUCGCGGACACUCCGGAAACGUGCUUCGGAUAACGGGAUCAUUAAACCACGCCCGGGAGAGGAGAUGGCUUGUGAUGAAGCGAAGGGGUAUCACAAUGGUGACACCUGUUUUCCGGUCGAGAAUCGGGAGAAUUUGGGGUGGAGUUUAGAGGAGAUUUUUGGGAAGAGUGUGCCGGGGCGGUGUCCGUUUGCUAGGGAGCAUGCGGGGAGGGGUGAUGUGAGUUAUGUCGUGAACAAGAAAGUGGAUCUCGAGCCGCAGCCUCUGGACUGGAAAGAGUCCUCGGGAAGGCAAAUUGCGCGGUAUUCGUUAGAAGACACAACCCCCUUCACCCUCCUCUCCCCUCAACACCCCCCCUCCGUCGCAGGCCCCCCAACCCCCCCACCCAUCCUCGCCUCCCGCUCCCUAACCCACCACACUCCCUCCCGCGCCGGAAUGCAUCUCACCCUCCACAACCCCUCCCCCUCAUCCCCCCUACGAAUCAGCUACCUCGAAUCCCUCCCCUGGUUCCUAAAACCCUACAUGCACACAUUCCACACCUCAAUCCCGGGGGUGAUAGAAGAGAUGUACUUCCUCCCAGCCAAGAAUCGGGAGCGUGGUACGCAUUUGGAGAUACUCGUUACGAUUCCGGCGGGGAGUACGGUCGAGGUUGAUUGGGAAUUCGAGAAGUAUAUCCUGAGGUACAUUGAAUACCCAUCUGACGCGAACAGGGGGUUCGAUAUCGCCCCCGCGGUCAUCACCGUCCUUCCCACCGACACCAUGACCAACGACACGCCAUAUCAGAUGCGGACUACGAGUUUGCUGUUGACGAUGCCGACACCGGAUUUCUCGAUGCCGUAUAAUGUGAUUAUAUUGACGAGUACGGUACUUGCGUUAGCGUUUGGGAGUAUUUUUAACUUGUUGGUGAGGAGGUUCGUGUUGGUGAAGGAUAUCAAGGCGGCGGCGGCAGGGGCGGGGGUGAAGAAGCCGAGGGUGUCGGUGCUGAAGAGGAUAUUUGGGAAGUUGAAGAGGAAGAAGGAGUAG